Daldinia childiae is the source of this 858-nucleotide messenger RNA. RefSeq lists its product as uncharacterized. The coding region runs from base 1 to 858 and encodes 285 amino acids. NCBI's taxonomy places the organism in Eukaryota, Fungi, Ascomycota, Sordariomycetes, Xylariales, Hypoxylaceae. Gene Ontology annotation, biological process: steroid metabolic process. The record is from RefSeq and is a predicted model, not a curated record. Gene Ontology annotation, cellular component: membrane. Gene Ontology annotation, molecular function: 3-oxo-5-alpha-steroid 4-dehydrogenase activity. The transcript has 2 exons.
AUGGCUAUUGUUCAAGAUUGGCUCCCAGCCAGCCAAGAAAACUACGAAACAGUCCUAUUCUGGUGGAGAUUUUACCCUCUAUUGGCGUCUUUCCAAUGGAUUAAUUCGUGGUAUGGCAUGGGUAAAACCUCAGUUCAAAGCAAGUUCAAUCUACCCGGACGAAUUGCCUGGGCGACGAUGGAGGUUCCCGGUUUUACCACUCUCUUAUAUAUCAUGAGCACGCUUCCAGCUCAGCACGGCAUUGAGGACCUACCGUGGCAAAACAAAGUCCUUGCUGGCCUCUUCGUUAUUCACUACACUUACCGUGCCGUUAUCUUCCCCAUCAUCCAGCCGUCCAUGUCUCCCAUUCACGUGCUUGUCUGGAGUAAUGCUAUCAUUUUUCAACUAUGCAACGCCACCUGCAUAGGCAGCUGGCUAGCAGCAUACGGGCCAACCACCCAAGAAGAAUGGAAAGCCCAGAACUGGUCUGUUCUGCAAUUCUCAAUAGGACUUGUCCUCUUCUAUGUUGGACUCGCCGCAAACUAUUUCUCUGACGAGGAACUACGAGAGAUCCGCCGAGGUGAACUUCGGCGCCAAGCAAAAUUAAAGCAACAGGGCAGAACCGUCGACAAGCAUUACGAAGUUCCACAGAAUGGGCUAUUCAAGUAUAUGCUUUAUCCCCACUACUUCAUGGAAUGGGUCGAGUGGCUGGGAUACUGGAUCGCCGCCGGCAUCCCCUGCACACCCGCGAGGUCCUUCUUAAUUAACGAAUUUUUUGCCAUGCUACCCCGCGCUGUGUCUGGUGGGAAGUGGUAUAAGGAAAAGUUCGGCGAUGAUAAAAUUAAGGGGAAAUAUGUCAUUAUUCCUGGAGUCUACUAA